Molecule: messenger RNA, 816 nt
Organism: Mustela lutreola (European mink)
Lineage: Eukaryota; Metazoa; Chordata; Mammalia; Carnivora; Mustelidae
Gene: TDRP
Product: testis development related protein
Exons: 4
Coding region: 178-741 (187 amino acids)
Biological process (GO): spermatogenesis
Cellular component (GO): nucleus; cytosol
Source: RefSeq, a predicted model, not a curated record
UCCGGCCGCCGUCGCCAUGGUGACCGCAGCGGGGCCGCCCGGGCCCCGCCCCCGCGCCACCGCCCGGCGGACCUGGCCGCGCCCCAAGGCCGGGGAGCCGCAGCCCGAGCGUCGUUGCGCUGCGGGCCGGCCGAGCAGGGGCGCGGAGACGCACGGACCGCGGAGCCUCCCCGGAGCAUGUGGAAGCUGAACCGGAGCCGGGUGCUCCUGGACGAGCCCCCCGAGGAGGAGGACGGCCUGCCAGGGGGUCCGCCGCCGGCCACCGCCGCCGCAGCCGCCGCCGCCGCGCAGGUCCAGGGAGCAAGCUUCCGAGGCUGGAAGGAAGUGACUUCUCUGUUCAGUAAAGACGACGAGCAGCACCUGCUGGAAAGAUGCAGAUCCCCCAAGUCCAAAGGAACUAACUUACGGUUAAGAGAAGAGCUGAAGACCGAGAAGAAGUCUGGAUUUUGGGACAAUCUGGUUUUAAAACCGAACGUUCAGCCGAAGAAACCAGAUGAGAUCGAAGGCUGGGAGCCUCCAGCACUCGCUCUCGAGGAGGUGACGACCGACGCAGGGGACACGGCGAGCGGCCGCCCCCCUCAGCCGGGCAGGGAGUCGGACAGCAAGGGCUGCAGGAGGUACAGCAGCCUGGCGAGCUCAGGGAACAGCUCCCGCUGGAGCCUGCGGUCGGCGGGGAAGCUGGUCGGCAUCCGGCGGCAGAGCAGAGGCCACCUGACCGACAAGUGGGAGGAGCUGGAGUGACCGUCCGGCCCCAGCAGAUGGGACAGGUGUGCGGAGCGCGCAUUCCCCACCCACCGCGACCGUGGCCCCGUGUCU